Molecule: messenger RNA, 1770 nt
Organism: Folsomia candida
Lineage: Eukaryota; Metazoa; Arthropoda; Collembola; Entomobryomorpha; Isotomidae
Product: SEC14-like protein 4
Exons: 7
Coding region: 896-1717 (273 amino acids)
Cellular component (GO): cytoplasm
Source: RefSeq, a predicted model, not a curated record
AUGACAUCAAUGGACGAAGGUUAUGCACACUUGUUCAGGUAGUGCAAUUACACAACGUAAAAUGCAUUUGGUGUAUGGCAUAACUGCUGCAUUAGCUUGAUGACUACAUAACCAUUUUUUCCUAGUUUCUGUGCAUGGAAGUUUUCAUGAGCAUAAAAGACGGUGAACUUUUUCCUUCAAAUUGCACUCUUUUUGCGAGCAUCUUUAGUUAAUUGCAUGACUGAAUCCAACGUCAGUAGUCCUUGAACUAGGUAAUUCAUACAUGUGUACAUACAUAUAUUGAUUUUUGCAUUUUCAUGUACACGAAAUGAAAUGUGUGUUGCUUUUGCUCUGCAUGAGAAAGCAAAAUUGUUGUCCGUUCCGUGCUAAAAUCUAUGCAAAAUUCAAACUAUUGACAACAUCCAGUCCUGAUGAAUUUCUAUCCGACGCCGAAUGUUGACACAUCCUCCUUAAUUUUGGUUUUCAAAUUCAAAGGAUCAUGAUUGUAUGCACGGGUGGGAUCAUAAGUAUAUGUACAUAUGCAAAUUAGAUAUUCAUAGCUCCAGUCGGUCGACAUGAUUGUACGCGUUAUGUGAUUUCAUAGUGCAAUUACGAUUGGCAAAACGAAACUAAAUAAAUAUAGGUGCGGGUCUAAAUUCAAGCAGGUUUCAGCACUACUGGGCGAUUUUUCUGGUCUACUCCCACGACCUUCAGUUAAUCUUCCUUAAUCCAAAUUGAGCCAGUCGUAAAAGCCAACAAUUCUUGCAUACCUGUUUUGUGGUGUUUUCAUUUUUAGUGACAGGUUUCGCUAGAUUUUGAGAAUUUACACGUGAUAUAACUCGUCGAUUCCAGUUUAGUAAAUAUUUUGCAGCGAAAAUUGUUGCAGUAAUUCUACUCAUAAACAAAUUUUCCAGUCAUGAAGUGCAAGGUUUUUCUGGUACACGUGUCUCUUUUGAUGCAUGCAAGAUUACUGCACGGCAUCAGCGUGGAAGAAGAGUUGACUUUGACACAGCAAGAAAAGAAUGCGCUCGAUAAGUUUAAACUGAUCGUAGAAAACGAUCCAUCCGUUCCGGAAGCGUACAUGAAGGAGGAUAUUUAUCUCAUACGAUGGUUGAGAAUUGGGAAAUUGGAUUUGGCGAGAACUGAAAAUAAGUUCAAAGAGCACCUAAGGUGGAGACAUGACAAUAAGAUUGGCACGAUAUUGGAGGAGGACUUCUCAGCAGUGGGAGAAACUUUCCCCAUGUUUCUUGAUGGAGAAGACAAAACUGGACGACCAAUCAUUGCUGCAUCAGCCUCCGCUUGGGACGUACGAAGAGGAGUCAUCAGUGGGUCAAGAGACGCUGCUGUGCGAUAUAUUUAUUAUGCAAUUGAAUAUCAGGCCAGGAAAAUCAGAGAAAAGCAAAAACUUGGGCAAAACGUGACACAAAUCCAGGUCAUUUUGGAUCUCAGUGGAUAUAACAUCGUGCAACAUGGGUGCCUAAACUGCAUCCCAAUCUACUUGGAAUUCGUCAGGACGUAUGUUUAUCGAUAUCCUUACUUGGCAGAUUCAGUAAUUUUUGUCAAUGUUCCGCCCGUGUUCGAGAUUGUCGUGCAGACUUUAAAUCUACGAAAUGCAAGAACCACUCAAAUAAAGAUUUUUGGACCAAGAAAAAGCGAAUGGCAAAAAUAUCUGUUAAGUAUUGUAAAUAGAGACCAACUUCCAAAAUUUCUGGGUGGCACAUUGGACGACGACACGUAGUUUUUUGCUAAUUUAUGUGUUUGGUAUUGAAAUAAAUAUAAAUAUAAAUAUGA